AUGGGUUAUAAUAACGAUCAUUAUAACUAUCAAGUUGCCGUCAUAUUCGCCAUUCUCGUUGGAGCACUGUUGUUGCUUGGCUUAGUCCUUGGAGGAUUAUAUGUUUGUACGAAAUCUAUGAGAGAAGAGGAUAAGGAGAAGAAGCGAUACAUUUCCAGUCGAAACUCAGGACAAUGGCCUGCACAAGCUCCAUCAUACAGGCCAGCUUCAUCUCAAAUGUAUCAACCACCUCAACAGCAGCAACAAUCUAAUCAAAACUUCGAGUUUGCACCGAGAUCUCCAAUGGUUGCUCCAUCGCCAAUCUCCAUGAAUCAAACAUACAAUCCUGAUCCAUAUCGUCAACAGCCUAAUCCUCAAUACUCACAGCCACCACUUGUUACUCCUGUCAGCCAAGAUUACAUUAAUGCUAAUCGUAUGCAGCAAGUUCAACCAGAUGUUAUCUAUACCCAGGGACCAGCUGGCUAUAUCCGAUCAACGCCCGUCGAAUAUACACAAACGUUCCAUGAAUCGACCAUAUAA
Molecule: messenger RNA, 519 nt
Organism: Auanema sp. JU1783
Lineage: Eukaryota; Metazoa; Nematoda; Chromadorea; Rhabditida; Rhabditidae
Source: the annotation of a GenBank genome assembly